AGGAAAAGAUACAAGUUUGCGUGUAACUUUUGGUAUUUUUUCAGAGAGAGAGAAAAUUGUUGAUUUGGAUUAUUGGUUUCCCUUUGCUUCGAUCGGAAUUCGGCUUCUUCUUCUUCAGAAAUUUCCGAUCUUUGAGCCGUAUUCUCCCAUGGCCACCAGUGGAAACAAGAACAUCAAUGCCAAAUUGGUGCUUUUGGGAGAUGUUGGAGCUGGAAAGUCUAGUCUAGUAUUACGCUUUGUAAAAGGACAAUUUGUUGAAUUUCAGGAAUCAACAAUAGGAGCUGCCUUUUUCUCACAAACAUUGGCUGUAAAUGAUGCAACUGUCAAAUUUGAGAUUUGGGAUACAGCUGGUCAAGAGAGAUACCAUAGUUUGGCUCCCAUGUAUUAUAGAGGAGCUGCUGCUGCAAUAAUUGUGUACGAUAUAACUAAUCAAGCCUCUUUUGAGCGAGCCAAAAAAUGGGUUCAAGAACUUCAGUCACAAGGCAAUCCAAAUAUGGUUAUGGCACUAGCUGGGAAUAAAGCUGAUCUGCUAGAGGCGAGGAAGGUCACUGCAGAGGCAACACAAAUAUAUGCUCAAGAGAAUGGCCUUUUCUUCAUGGAAACCUCUGCAAAAACAGCAACCAAUGUGAACGACAUUUUCUAUGAGAUAGCAAAGAGACUACCACGAGUGCAGCCGGCACAGAACCCUUCAGGAAUGGUCCUCAUGGAUAGACCCGCCGAAAGGGUUGCAAAUGCGUCUUGCUGUUCUUGAGAAUCCUCUGGUGCUCCACUUCCCUGUACCUCACAAUAUCUCUUGUGAUGCACAGUAAAAAAAACUAUCUUUUAGAUUCUAUCCAGUUUUCCUUUAUUUGUACAUUUGUUCAGAACUGUACAUCCAUGUUUGUUUAGAGUGAAAAAGCUUGUGGAGAAUGUCGUGUGAAUGCUUCUGGGUUACAGAUAUUGAUUACGUAUUUGUCACA
Molecule: messenger RNA, 959 nt
Organism: Humulus lupulus (European hop)
Lineage: Eukaryota; Viridiplantae; Streptophyta; Magnoliopsida; Rosales; Cannabaceae
Product: ras-related protein RABF2a
Exons: 7
Coding region: 149-751 (200 amino acids)
Molecular function (GO): GTP binding; GTPase activity
Source: RefSeq, a predicted model, not a curated record